AAUGCAUAUUAAAUGUAUGCAAAUUACUUAAUUAAUAUACAAUUUCAAUAACACAUAAAUAAAAAAUUAUGGAAAGUAAACAAGUGACUAUAUUUUUAUGUAUCGACUCAAAAACUGCAAAUAUACCAUACACAGACAAAAUAAAUUGUGAGCAAAUUGUUCUUCAUGUAUGUAAACAAUUAGGAAUUGGUCCAUUGGCACGUCAUUUAUUUUCAUUACGAAUAUUUAAUACAAAAAUUUGGCUGCCAUUAAAUGGUGAAAUAAUAACAGACGCAAAAUAUGAAUUUCGUAUACGAUAUAAGGUAGCCAGUUUACAGCGAUUGAAGAAAAAUGAUAUAAAAGCUUACGAUUAUUAUUUUCAACAAGCUCGUUACGAUGUACGUAAUUACAUGAUUGAGGAUAUUAUUUACGAUAAUGUUAAACGGGAAUUACUUGGUUUGGGAGUGGCUGAUAUGUAUAGGGUGAUGAUUGAAAAGGAUUUAUCAGUUGAUGCUGUUUUAAAUGAUUAUAAAAAGUUUAUAUCAAAAGAAGUGAUUAAACAUCAUAAGUUUUUCAUCAAGAAGCCUGUACGUGAUUCUUUGACCGAAAUUAUUAAGCGGGGACAUGAUGCUUGGUUUGUUAAGGGUGAAUAUCUGAAACAAUUUGAUUUGAUGGCACCCGAAUAUUUAACUGAAGAAUAUAGUGCGUUAAUGGAUCGAGAUGGAGCUCCAUGUCGAGUUAUUUUACGCGUAUCACCGUACAACAAAGAUUUUUCUGGUAUACGUGUUUGCUAUGAUUCGCAUAGGAAAGAGUGGGAACAAAUAUCCGCUAUUGAAGAUUUAUGUUUUAUUUCAAUAAGUCAAGAUGGUACUGUACAAAUAUCACGUAAAAAUGGAAUUCCAACAUAUUUAAAAUUUGAAUCGUUUCAAAUAAUGCAAUCGUUUAUUAGUCUGUUGGAUGGUUACUAUAGACUGAUGGUUAAAUGGACAUUUAAUUUAUGCAAGGAAAUGCUAACGCCAACAUUAAAACGAUUACAUGAAUUAAAAUGUCAUGGACCUGUUGGGGGUGAAUUUUCUUAUGCAAAAUUGGAAGAAAAGAAACAAAAUCGACGUGGAUGCUAUAUUUUAAGAGAAAGUGAAAUUAAAUAUAAUGUAUACUAUAUUGAUGUCUGCACAAAAACUGGAGUCAAACCAAAAACGUACAAAUUGGAAAAAAUGAAUGAUGAAGAAUAUAUUUUCAAUGACGAUGUAACAAGAUACAAAAGUAUAUCAGAGUUACGAAAGGCCUACAAUAAACCAGAUUCACCCAUUUAUUUAAAUGAAUGUUUACCUCCAUCAGAAUAUGAUAAGUCACCACUUUUACUAUGUUUACCUGAAAAUAUGUAUACUGAAGCGUUAACUGAUAGCGAUGCAGUUACAGCAAUAAGUGCUUAUCCAAUUGUAAUUCAACCUUCAAAUUUACAAAUAUAUAAAGGUCAAAUGAAGGAGAGUGCUAAUGGAGUAAUAGUUGUUUAUCGUAGUAUGUGGCGGCUAGCUAAAGGGAAAAAAAUCGAAGUUGCUUUAAAAGUUUUAAGGGCAAAAGAAAAUGAAGGCAGUUAUCUGAAGGAGUUUAUGCAACGUGCUGGACAGUGGGCUGGUUUACGAGAAGGUGCAAAAGGGAUUGUACGUUUAUGGGGUAUAUCGCUAAGUUUACCAACAGCUUUAGUUUUAGAAUAUGCAAAAUUAGGACCGUUAUCACAAUAUUUAACUGAAUGUCGAAAUGGUGAUCGUGAACCAUUAGAUCCAGGAGAUUUAUUGGAAGCUGCUUCGCAUUUAGCAUCUGCGCUUUAUCAUUUGGAGGAACAUCAUUUAGUACAUGGAAAAAUUCGUUGCAGUAAAUUAUUAGUAUUUUCUCAUGAUGAAAAUUCAUUUGUUGUUAAAUUAGCAGAUUCUGGAAUACAUACACCUUACGUCCGUGAAGAUAUUCAUUGGUUACCUAUUGAAUGUUAUUCAAAUUUUGAAUUAGCAUGUAAAUCACAUAUGGCGGAUGUUUGGGCUUUUGCAACAACUGUUUGGGAAAUAUAUAUGUUAGGUGAACAAAAAUUCUUCAAUGAUAACGUCGAUGCUAUGGAAUUAUAUGUAUCAGGAGUUCGCUUACGACAGCCAACAAAAUGUCCAGAUUUUAUUUUUAAAAUAUUAUUAGAAUGCUGGCAUAAAGAUCCACAUCAUAGAAAGAAACCACAAGCUAUCAUGCGAGAUAUAAAUCAAUUAUUGCUUGUAUUUAAUUCACGCCGUAAACGUCCAUACGCAACCUUAUUUACGAAAAAUUUCUCAGAAACAUCAAGUUUGGCAAGCGUAUAUACAGAGAAUACUGUGUUAAGUCAACGUGAUGAACUUUUGAGUUUCGAUGAAGUUAGUGACAUGGAGAAUAAAUUAUCGAUUGGUUCUGAAUUGAGUGAUAGUAGUUUUGCAUCGUCGUCACAGUGGUCUAAUUUACAAGAUUUGGGAAAUAAUGAAUUAGUGAGUAGUUCUUGUGAAACAUUAUUUUCAAAUUUGGUAUGCACAAAUUCAGCGUCAAAUGAUGGUAUUGGCACAAUUCAAACAAUUUUUGAAUUAGAUUCUAAUUUACAAUUGAUUAAACAACGAAAAAUUGGUAGUGGCUUUUACGGAGAAGUAUUUUUAGGUGAUUUAGGUACAAAUGGUGGUGAAUUACGACCAGUAGCUGUUAAACAAUUAAAAGCAGAGCAUCUGUCACUAAGUACAAUAGCAGAUUUUGAACGGGAGAUAUCAAUUAUGAAGAAAUUACAACACCCUAAUAUCGUGCAAAUAUUAACAUCUUUGGAAGCAGAGAAUUACUUAAUUAUUAUGGAGUAUCUACCACACGGAUCUUUACAAUCAUAUUUGAAAAUUUACCGUGAAAGUAUAACAAAUAAACAAUUGAUGCAUUAUGCAUUAGGAAUAGCUAGGGGAAUGGCAUAUUUAGCUCAACAACAUAUUGUACAUAGAGAUUUAGCAGCAAGAAAUGUUUUAGUAGUUGAUGAAAAUCAUGUUAAAAUAUCAGAUUUUGGAUUAGCUCAAUUUGUUGGAAAAAAUGAAUAUUACAUUUUAAGAACCAAUCGUGAUUUACCUAUUAAAUGGUAUGCUCCAGAAAGUUUACGUGAUGGUAAAUUUUCUAUCCGUUCGGAUGUUUGGUCGUAUGGUGUUACGUUAUUUGAAAUGUUUUCAUUUGGAGAAGAACCUAAUUUACGUAAUUUAAAAGAAGAUGAACAAGGACAGCAGUUGCAACAGAAUAUUUUGGAUGCUUUAGAAAGAGGAUUAAGAUUGCCGUGUCCUGCAAAUUGUCCUCAAUCAGUGUAUGCUAGAAUAAUGUAUUCAUGUUGGAAUAUUGUACCCAAUGAAAGGCCUACUUUUUCUGAAUUAUCGGCUGGUAUACAAGAUUUAUUAAAUACAAUGGGUGAAUAAAUAUUUGAAGAAUUUGAAGAUGUUUUGGAGUAAAAAAUGAACGCACACUAAAUUUCAUGGACAUCGAAUCGCGACUUCGUAUUUACAGUCACUUUUGAAUGUUUGUUGUAUCUAAACUAUCAAUUAAUUGAAUGUAACUCACUUUUGGAAGCGGUAAAGAGACGGAU
Molecule: messenger RNA, 3586 nt
Organism: Chrysoperla carnea
Lineage: Eukaryota; Metazoa; Arthropoda; Insecta; Neuroptera; Chrysopidae
Gene: hop
Product: tyrosine-protein kinase hopscotch
Exons: 17
Coding region: 69-3419 (1116 amino acids)
Biological process (GO): intracellular signal transduction; cell surface receptor signaling pathway via JAK-STAT; hemopoiesis
Cellular component (GO): cytosol; cytoskeleton; membrane
Molecular function (GO): ATP binding; cytokine receptor binding; non-membrane spanning protein tyrosine kinase activity
Source: RefSeq, a predicted model, not a curated record